AUGCGUUUGGCAUCCCGGCGGUAAGGUGACCAAAGGAAGAAUCCUGACACUGCUCAGAAGAACGGUAUUGUGACACCAACAGCUGGCAUCCUGAAGAACGUCUUGAAUCUUCUAGCAGCAGAAGAAACAUAACAACAUGAACAUAACUUUUCUUAAUCCUGUGUGUUUGCAAUAUGAAAAUGUCUCAUUCCUCUGCCCAGCUGACAGGCCAAUUAUUGUACGCAUUGGGAUGUAUAUGUUUCUAGCUAGUUGUAUGGUAAUCACUGUCCUUGGGAAUCUGGGUAUCAUCAUUUCCAUCAGUCAUUUUAAAGAACUUUAUUCCCCAACUAAUUUUCUCAUUCUUUCGAUGGCUGCUACAGACUUCUUUCUAGGGCUCAUCAUCAUGCCAUACAGCAUGGUAAGAUCUGUGGAGAGAUGCUGGUAUUUUGGAAAAAUGUUUUGCAAAAUCCAUUACAGUUUUGACUUAAUGCUUAGUGUUAUUUCUAUUUUCCACCUCUGCUCUAUUGCCAUUGAUAGAUUUUAUGCUGUUUGUGAUCCUCUCCAUUACCCCAUUAAAAUAACAAUAUCUGUCAUAAAGAAAAUGAUAUUUGUGUGUUGGUCUGUGCCAGCUAUCUUUGCAUUUGGAGUGGUUAUAACAAAUUCCCAUGUGUCUGGAAUAAUUGGAUAUGAAAUAUUAGUGGAAUGUUUUAAUUUAUGUCCAAUUACCUUCAACAAAUUGUGGUCUGUGGUUAUGUUUUUUGUAUGUUUUUUUGCUCCUGGCUCAGUCAUGGUUGGGAUUUAUGUCAAGAUCUUUAUAGUAUCACAAAGACAUGCUAAAAUCCUGGAACGGGCAACAGGGAACAUGGCAGACCAAGUAACUUCUCAAAUCUCCAAGCAGAGAGACCGAAAGGCGGCAAAGACACUGGGCAUUGUCAUGGGGGUGUUUAUAUCAUGUUGGUUACCUGUCUUUAUAACCAUUCUAGUUGACCCAUUUCUAAAUUUUUCUACUCCUGAAGUAUUGUUUGAUGCCCUCAACUGGCUUGGAUAUAUCAACUCCACAUGUAAUCCAUUAAUAUAUGGAUUCUUCUAUCCAUGGUUUAGAAAAGCUUUGAGACAUAUCCUUUUUUGCAAAAUAUUCCAGGAAUAG
Molecule: messenger RNA, 1126 nt
Organism: Pseudophryne corroboree (corroboree frog)
Lineage: Eukaryota; Metazoa; Chordata; Amphibia; Anura; Myobatrachidae
Product: trace amine-associated receptor 3-like
Exons: 3
Coding region: 137-1126 (329 amino acids)
Biological process (GO): G protein-coupled receptor signaling pathway
Cellular component (GO): membrane
Molecular function (GO): trace-amine receptor activity
Source: RefSeq, a predicted model, not a curated record